This is a messenger RNA of Yarrowia lipolytica CLIB122, 381 nucleotides long. RefSeq lists its product as uncharacterized. NCBI's taxonomy places the organism in Eukaryota, Fungi, Ascomycota, Dipodascomycetes, Dipodascales. Gene Ontology annotation, cellular component: mitochondrial intermembrane space. Gene Ontology annotation, biological process: mitochondrial respiratory chain complex IV assembly. The record is from RefSeq and is a predicted model, not a curated record.
AUGGGACCUGGUGGACCUGGAGCUGUCUCUCAGAAGACUACAGCACCAGAUCGAGGAUCUUUUCCUCUCGAUCACGACCGAGAAUGCUCUCAUAUUAUGAUUGACUAUCUCAAAUGCAUGAAGCUAGCUCAGGGUCGAAAUGCCGCAGGAUGCCGACUGCUGGCCAAGGAGUAUCUCCGAUGCAGAAUGGAGAACAACCUGAUGACUCAGGACUCUUGGGACAAUCUUGGUCUGCCCGACGAUGAUGAGACUACUGUCACUUACUCGGCAGCACUCAGUAAGAUGGCAGCGAAUAAGGAUUCGCCUGAAAGGCCACCAACAGAAUCUAAACCUGCCGAUUCAAAGUCAGGCGCGGGUUCUGGGCCCUCCUCCACGGCAUAA